AUGCCGUGGCCCCGGGAGCUCUGCGCCUGCUCCCAGGCGGCACAGGGAUGGGGACGGACCGGGGUGGCCCGGGGGGAAGGCCCCGCGCCCCGGCAGGGUGCGAUUACUGGCAAGACCCAGUUGCCAAGAGCGGAUAAAGGCAGGAUUUCUGGUUAUUUGAUCCCCAGAUGCCUUGAGGAGGUGCAGUACCAGGCAUCAGCUUUUAGCAGGCAGCAGAGCAAUGUGGCUCUCGGGCAGGAGCACGGCUGCUCGCUGGAAACACGAUCAAAAGCACCAGGGGCUGGCUCUUACAGCCAACCUGGCACCACUCCCAAAGGUUCCUGUUUGGAGUCAGUGAAGAUUGCCAUUGAUACUGGUUACCGCCAUAUUGACGGUGCCUUUGUCUACUACAAUGAGCAUGAAGUGGGACAAGCCAUCCGGGAGAAGAUUGCUGAAGGAAGGAUCAAGCGAGAGGACAUUUUUUACUGUGGCAAGCUGUGGAAUACCUGCCACCCCCCAGAGCUGGUGCGUCCCACGCUGGAGAAAACCCUGAAGAUCCUGCAGCUGGACUACGUUGACCUUUACAUCAUUGAGCUGCCAAUGGCUUUCAAGCCUGGAGAUGCAAUCUACCCAAAAGAUGAAAAUGGAAAAUUUAUCUACCAUGAGACAGACUUAUGUGCCACUUGGGAGGCUAUGGAAGCAUGUAAAGAUGCAGGCUUGGCAAAGUCUAUUGGAGUAUCCAAUUUCAACCGCAGGCAGCUGGAGAUGAUCCUGAACAAGCCAGGACUUAAGUAUAAACCUGUCAGCAACCAGGUUGAAUGCCAUCCCUAUUUCACCCAACCCAAACUCUUAGAAUUUUGCAGACAGCAUGACAUUGUUAUUGUUGGGUACAGCCCAUUAGGAACCUCAAGGGAUGAAACAUGGGUAAAUGUGUCCUCCCCUCCUUUACUGAAGGAUCCUGUGCUGAAUGCCAUUGGCAAAAAGUACAACAAGACAGCUGCACAGGUUGCUUUGCGUUUCAGCAUCCAGCGAGGGGUGGUGGUCAUCCCAAAAAGCUUCAAUCCACAACGCAUCAGAGAGAAUUUCCAGAUCUUUGACUUCUCCCUCACCGAGAAAGAGAUGAAAGAAAUUGAAGCCCUGAACAAAAACGUUCGUUACGUGGAACUGUUAAUGUGGCGUGACCAUCCAGAAUAUCCCUUCAGCGAUGAAUAUUGAAAACAAGGUGUGUUCAAACAAGUUCCUAAUUCAGUGCCAUUAGGCCUCGCUGAAAGAGACCCAACAUUUGGUGCUUUGACUUUACGGGAGACUGUUCAAAUCAGCAUUAAAAACGUGACAUUUA
This is a messenger RNA of Charadrius vociferus (killdeer), 1318 nucleotides long. It is a transcript of the gene AKR1D1, whose product is annotated as aldo-keto reductase family 1, member D1. Gene Ontology annotation, biological process: bile acid biosynthetic process. The record is from RefSeq and is a predicted model, not a curated record. Gene Ontology annotation, molecular function: ketosteroid monooxygenase activity; aldose reductase (NADPH) activity; Delta4-3-oxosteroid 5beta-reductase activity. The transcript is spliced from 11 exons. NCBI's taxonomy places the organism in Eukaryota, Metazoa, Chordata, Aves, Charadriiformes, Charadriidae. Gene Ontology annotation, cellular component: cytosol. Bases 1 to 1194 code for a protein of 397 amino acids.